AUGCUUAUACCGCUAUACCGCUAUAGCGAACAUCGACAUGGAGGUGAUAUGGAAUAUCCUAAUAUUACUGGACCGCAUGGCCGAGCAGGAAUACUUCGUGGUAGUGGAGUUGCAUGGCCAAAUGGAAUUGUUCCAUACAUAUUUGCACCAGGAUAUACUUAUGAACAAGAAUUAAUUAUUACUGCUGCAAUGCGAAUGUUAGAAAAUACAGUAGCUGACAAUAACUAUCGUUGUGUACAGUUUCGACCAAGAAAUUUAUCCGAUCCGUAUUAUAUUAUAUUCUAUAAUGGGGAAGGUUGUUCAUCAUACGUUGGACAAAAUCCAGGCAUUGUCUUAAAUCGUACAGUUACAUUGCAAAGUUCUGGUUGUCUCGGUGUUGGAACAAUUAUGCACGAAUUAUUACAUGCAUUAGGUUUUGAACAUGAACAAUCAAGACCCGAUCGUGAUGCCUAUGUUACCAUCAAGUGGGCUAAUAUACAAGCAGGCAUGGAAUAUAAUUUUGAUAAAUAUGAUAAUAAUACAGUGAAUACUUAUGGUACACCGUAUGAUUAUGGAUCAUUAAUGCAUUAUAGUCAGUAUGCAUUUUCUGUAAAUGGUUUGCCGACUAUUGAAUCAAAUCAAGCAAAUGUUACUUUGGGACAGCGGAGUAACUUGAGCGUGUAUGAUGUUCAAGCACUUCGACGCUUUUAUAAUUGUACGGCAAGUGGUACGACACUACCACCAACGACAACACCUGCUCCAUUAAAUAUAUAUGGAGUCAAUGUCACCUAUUCAUCGACAUGGACAACAAGUAGUCGAAAAUUUAUACGUCGUGGACAAACAACGGCAAAUUAUUACUAUGAAACCUAUCAAGUAAAUGUUUCAACAGCUGGUUAUUAUCGAUUCAAAAGUAGUUCUUCUCUUGAUACAUACGGUUACUUGUAUAUAAACAAUUUCCUUCCAUCUUCAACAUCAUUAAAUUUGUUGGGAGAAGAUGAUGAUAAUGGUCUUAAUUCACAGUUUCAAUUCACAUUUUAUCUACAACCAAAUACUGUCUACAUAUUAGUUGCAACAACCUAUUCAGAAGGUAUAACAGGGCCAUAUACAGUAAUUGUAUCUGGAGCAACAAGAGUUACCCUUGUUCCUGUAACCAAUACAUCAACAGUAAUUACUACUACUAUUGCUCCAGUAACAACUAUUACUUCAACCUAUCCACCAAAUGCAAUCAUAACAAGUUAUUCAAGUUUAUUGAACAAUGCCAGUUCAACGUUCACUCGAUCUGGAGGAUCAGGCACAUACUUUUAUGAAGCAAUUAAAGUGAUAGUCAAUGCAACAGGAAAUUACACAGUCCAAAGUAACUGUAGUAUAGAUAGUUAUGGUUAUUUGUAUGUCAAUAGUUUCAAUCCAUCUAAUGUCGCAUUGAAUCUUGUUGCAUCAAAUGAUGAUAGUGGUGGAAAUAACCAAUUUUUAAUAGCAUAUACACUUCAAGCUGGUACAACGUAUAUUCUGAUAUUUACAACAUAUUUGCCUAAUGUAACAACACCAUUCUCUAUUAUGGCAUGGGGCUCAGCAAGAGUUUCUCUUACUCGUUUGAAUAUGGUAUCAUCAACUACUAGUACAACUACUACAACAUCGAUGAUAACUAUUUCUGGACCAAAUGUAAUCAAUAUUACUGGCAUUGUAACAAAUUACUCAAGUUUAUUGAAUACUACCAGCCCCACAUUCACUCGAAAUGGAACUUUGGGCAUAUUUUAUUUUGAAGCAAUUAAAGUGAUAGUCAAUGCAACAGGAAAUUACACAGUCCAAAGUAACUGUAGUAUAGAUAGUUAUGGUUAUUUAUAUCUAAAUAAUUUCAAUUCAACUAAUGUCGCAUUGAAUCUUGUUGCAUCAAAUGAUGAUAGUGGUGGAAAUAACCAAUUUUUAAUAACAUAUACACUUCAAGCUGGUACAACGUAUAUUCUGAUAUUUACAACAUAUUUGCCUAAUGUAACAACACCAUUUUCUAUUAUGGCACGGGGCCCAGCAAGACUUGGACUUCAAUAUAUCAAUAUGAGAAAUGGUUCAGGAUCUAUCACUACGGUCACUUCAACGUCUACAACAAAGUAUUCAACGUUUACAACAACAACUCCUGUUAUAUGCAAUGGAUCUAGCAUUCGGUUGACGUGUCCAGUUCAAGUUGUGACUAAUGGAAUAAUUUUUACUCUCAAUCCCCCGAAUCGAAAUCUCAGUGGUGGAUAUGUUAUACCAAAUAAUACAUUUUUUAAUCUCAAUGAUUCGAGUACAGUAAAUGGUUACGUUCGAACUGUGUCUGUUCGAUAUGUUCAAUCAAGAUUACCAACUGCAUCAACUCGUAUUUGGAUCUAUGGCAUUAUCCCAAUUCUUGGUGGUUAUAUGGCCUGUAGUCAAUAUUUGGUUCCUUUUUCUCAAAUAUCAACAACACAAUUAAAACAAACCUAUAAUAUAACUGCAAACGUAAUCAAUGUUUUUCCCGGAACCUAUAUUGCAGUUGGUAUUCAAGAUGGAUUAACAUCUAUUGCUACAACAUCUGGCACUAUUGCAUUCAGUGUUGGAAGUGCUAAUUUAACAUCAAAUAUUAUCGCGCGUACACCAUUAUAUUUUCGACCUGAUAAUUCAGGAUUUGGUGUCAACGUGAGCUACACCAUAAUGAAAUAG
Rotaria sp. Silwood2 is the source of this 2652-nucleotide messenger RNA. NCBI's taxonomy places the organism in Eukaryota, Metazoa, Rotifera, Eurotatoria, Philodinida, Philodinidae. The record is from the annotation of a GenBank genome assembly.